GACCAUGACUGCAAUAAUGGCCCCAGAGAAGUCCAGUCCUGGGCUGAGGUGCUGGCUGAUCCUGACCUUCACAGUGUUCCUGCAGUGUGUCUGCGUGGCCAUGGCUUACAUGUACUUCACCAGUGAGCUGCAGCAGGUGAGUUGCCACCUUUAGAACAGGAUCCACACUGUGUCAGAACUGAACAGGACCUCAAGAUCACCAUAGUGAACCAGCUCAAAUCUCAGAGGAAGAACAGACACAGAAGAGAAGCAGACAUUUGUUGAGGGACACACAACUAAUUGAUGGCAGGGCCAGUCAAGGGCAUUGUGACUCAGGAUGCCUGGCCCACACCCAUGAUGUUUCCACCAUAUCCAACAGCUUACUUUUAUUCAAAGGACAAAGGGCAGCAGGCCUACUUUAAUUCCAAGCCAUGAGCUUAUCCAAGAUGCAGGACAAGUACUUCAAAACGAGCAUUGCUUGCUUCUUAAAGGAAGAUGACAACUCUUGGGACUUCAAUGAUGAGAAUUUGAACGAUCCCUGCUGGCAAGUAAAGUGGCAGCUGCGACAGUUUGUUAGAAAGAUAAGUUUGGGAACCUAUGAGGAAACCAUUUCUACAGUUUCAGAAAAGCAACAAGAUGGUCCUCGGCUAGUCAUUGGAAAAGGACUUCAGAGGGUAGCCGCUCACGUAACAGGGAAAAGUCGAAGCACGACCGCAUUCCCAGUUCCAAAUGCCAAGGAUGAAAAGAUUUUGGGCCAUAAAAUAACCUCCUGGGAGUCAUCAAGAAGAGGACAUUCAUUGUUGAGUAAUUUUCACCUGAGGAAUGGAGAGUUAGUUAUCCAUCAAACGGGGUUUUAUUAUAUCUAUUCCCAAACAUACUUUCGAUUUCUGGAACCUGAGAAUGAUUCAACAGUAGGCAUCAGAAAGAAAAACAAACAAAUGGUACAAUAUAUUUACAAAGUCACAGACUAUCCUGAACCUAUACUGUUGAUGAAAAGUGCUAGGAAUAGUUGUUGGUCUAAAGACUCACAAUAUGGACUCUAUUCCAUCUAUCAAGGUGGAAUAUAUGAGCUUCAAGAAAAUGACAGAAUUUUUGUAUCUGUAACGAAUGCACAAUUGGUUGACAUGGACCAGCAAGCCAGUUAUUUUGGGGCCUUUUUAAUUGGCUAGAUGAUCUGCACUUUUGUUUUAAUCUUCAUGCAAAAAUAUUUAUUUUUAGAAGAGGCUCUAACCAACCAAGCCAUGCAGCCAGGGAAACACAUUAUCCUCACCUGAGGAUAUUUUUCCAUUGAUUUUUUUAAAGAGAGUGUGGGGGAAGGAGACAGAGAGAGAGAGAAACAUCAAUGUGAGAGAGACACCUGGAUUGGUUGCCUCUCACAUGCGCCCCAUCCAGGGUCUGGGAUCGAACCCACAACCGAGACAGCUGCAAAGUAACAACCCUGCAUGAGUGUAUUUCCAUCCACGUUGGCCAAGCUAGUGUCCAGAUCGGCAAUGCCUGCUGGGAGCUCUACCACCUGGAACAUGACAUCCAGCCAGAUGACCAGAUGCCAAGCGACAUGACAAUGGGGAGUGGGAGGGAGAUGACUUCUUCAACACCUUCUUCAGUGAGAGGCGCUGGCAAUCAUGUGCCCAGGUCAGUGUUUGUAGACCUAGAACCCACAGUCAUUGAUGAAGUUUGCACUGGUACUUAUUGCCAGCUCUUCCAAUCUGAGCAGCUCAUCACAGGCAAGGAAGAUGCUGCCAAUACCUAUGCCAAUGGAUGCUACACCAUUGGCAAGGAAACCAUCAACCUCGUCUUGGACCGAAUUCAGAAACUAACCAGUGCACAGGUCUUCGGGGCUUAUUGGUUUUCCACACCUUGGGUGGAGGCACUGGUUCUGGGUUCAUCUCCCUGCUGGUGGAACAUUUUUCUGUCAAUUAUGACAAGAAGUCCAAGCAUUGUUCUCCAUAUACCCAGCCCUACAGGUUUUCACAGCUAUAGUUGAGCCCUACAACUCCAUCCUCACCACCCACACCACCUGGGGCUCUGAUUGUGCCUUCAUGGUUGAUAGCAAGGCCAUCUACAUCUAUCAUAGAAACCUUGAGAUUGAGCGCCCUAUCUAUACUAACCUGAAUAGGUUCAUCAGUUAAAUUGUGUUUUCCACCAUUUCUUCCCUGAGAUUUGAUGGAGCCCUGAAUGUUGACCCCACUCUGCUGAGAUCUGGCUCCAGGUAGCAUCUGGGACAGACUAAGUUGUGUGGCUCUAGGACAAGGGACAUUUUUCUCUCUCAUGCCCGAGCAGCGCAGAGCCCUUCACAGAGCCAAAUUUUGGUCUGUUUGGGCCUAAAGAACUCUGCUGACCUCACCCUGAUGACUCCCUGAAAUCCUACCUGACCACAAAGGUUUGUGAGCACUUAACAGGUGGCAACUAGACCCUAGGACAUUUGCUGAGUGGCCUCAGACCCAGCACCGGCACAGAUUAUCAAUCUGAUGAACACCACUCAUUCCUACUCAUUGAGAAUCUACCUCAUGCAACUG
Molecule: messenger RNA, 2495 nt
Organism: Myotis lucifugus (little brown bat)
Lineage: Eukaryota; Metazoa; Chordata; Mammalia; Chiroptera; Vespertilionidae
Gene: TNFSF10
Product: TNF superfamily member 10
Exons: 6
Coding region: 411-1148 (245 amino acids)
Biological process (GO): immune response
Cellular component (GO): membrane
Molecular function (GO): tumor necrosis factor receptor binding; CD40 receptor binding
Source: RefSeq, a predicted model, not a curated record